Saccostrea cuccullata (small rock oyster) is the source of this 2463-nucleotide messenger RNA. RefSeq lists its product as uncharacterized. The record is from RefSeq and is a predicted model, not a curated record. The transcript is spliced from 13 exons. Bases 180 to 2369 code for a protein of 729 amino acids. NCBI's taxonomy places the organism in Eukaryota, Metazoa, Mollusca, Bivalvia, Ostreida, Ostreidae.
AACGAUGUUCUUUGAUUUUACAAGGUUUAACAGCGCACACAAUGUUUACUAUCAAGAAAUCCAUUGUUGAUACGACGAGAUACAGUUUAUGGUGAAGAAAGCGUCAAAUCUCCAUGGAAAUUACAUCAACUGAGAAAUGAUGCAUCAGAGGCCUUAAGAAAGUCAUUCAGUAAAAGAUCAUGGACAAGAACAAAAGUCGAUCAUCUUACAGCAAUGGAAUUCGUACAGAUCACGAUGACCUGGCGGAACUGGAUUUACAUCUUGAUCUGGAGGCACUGGCAGACAUGACAGAAUCUGAUUCAGAUUCCUCGGAGGAUGAGUUUUCUGAGGAGGAGUGGCCAAGUGCAAACGAGGAAGAGGAAGAGCUACUAAAACUGACACAUGAUCUACAAGCAUCCAAUGAAAAAAGACCAAUAGCAGUGUCACAACCAAAACCUCCACCUCCCCAGCAAAAUUUAUCUGGAAACAAUGGUGCAUUGUUACCAUAUGAAGAUGGAAUUGAUGUGGACAGUGAGGAAGAAAAUGAAAUCAUGAAAGAAAUAAAAGCAGAAAUCAGUAAACAAAUGAGAGAAGAAAUGAAAUCAGAAUUACAGGUUUACAAGCAAGGAAUGGAAGCCCUAGAACAAGGUCAGCUGCCAGGAGCCCGGGGGAGGGGGGAAGAGGAGGAGGAGGGGCUGGAAAACAUGGAACCCAAGCUAAAGGAGGCCAUUCUAAAGAUGCGCAAGCUAGACAGAAUCCUGGCCAAGAAAGUCAAAAAAGAAAGAGAAGUUAAAAGAGAUCGAUUAUUGUUAGAAAGAAGGAUAAAAGAAGAGAUUGAAGCUAUGAAUACAGAGAGAGAUGGGGAGUAUAGAGAAGAAAAGAACAACACAGAGAAAUAUCUGGCUCUUACACUGCCCCCUAGACACAAUGAGGGCGUUAGUAUUAGUGAGACCCAAGGGCCAGAUGUAUUCACUACAGAAUUAAAUGAGAGUGAUUACCCAGGGCUCCAGAGGAACCAGCAGCAAGGGGGAGCAACUGGGGGAUCAGGUGCACAGAAUAGUCAGACUGGUGCACAACAGGAUACCAACUCAGAGUUUGGAAGUGAAAUGUCAGCCAACACAAAGAAAAGGAAGCAUCGAAAGAAAAAUUUUAUCAAACGUAACAAAGAGUUAGCUAAAGAUGCUGGAAGUGAAGUUGCAAUGACUGAUGAAGAGAAGAUCCGAGUUGGUGAAUUACUGAAGGAUCUGGAUGAUCUUCCAGAAAUACUGGAGGAUGAGGAUGGUGCUGAGAGUGGAUACCAGAUGGUGGUACACCCAGGGGAGGGAUUCUGUCCUGACCCCGAGGAAAUGAGGGUACUGGACGGAAUUGACAGUCGAUUGAAAGAACUUCUUCCUCCAGAGGAAUUUGAGGAAGUGUCAGCACGUUAUUCACAAAAUCACCAUAAAAAGCUUUUCACACCAGUGGGGUUUAAAAACUUGUCCAGUUUUGAACAUUUUGGAGAACGAGCUUUACUAGAGAAUAAGGAACAAAGAGAUAUGCAAGCACGCCUCCAUAGGAUCGAAGAGGAACUUGCCAAACUUCACAACCCAGAGGAGCUGGAGCUUGAGACCCCUGACACUUUGUCUGGAGACCAGUUGAAUGAUCUUUUGGACCAGUGUGCCAGAUCUCUGUCUCGCUCGACUCUGAUGGGAACAGAUUCUAGGAUAUCUCAUAGAGACGCAGAAUCUCGUGACACUCAGAGAUCAGCUGUGUCUUCCCGAGCAUCACUGCCCGAGUCUGACGCAGAUUCCAUGUACCUUCCCGCGGACGAUACGACACCAAGGAGCCAAAGAUCAGCUAGAGAGUUGCUGAUGGAGAACCCCCCUAAGCUGUCAGACGAGGAACUCCAGAAGUUGUUGUCUGAUGCACACUUCCCCCUGAAGAGUCGACUAUCCACUCUGAUGGAGGAGGAGGAAGAAACAGAUGUUGAGUCCAGGCCUACAUCUAUUACGGCAGAAACAUGGAAGUUAAUAUCCCAGGAAAAAACAGAAAUCAAUGAUCAGAAUGAAACAGACAGAAAUGUUCACAAUAAUGUCCUUUUUUCAAGUGUGUCAGACUCAGAUCGUAACAGUUCAAGGAACUCUCAAAUACCAGUGUUACCGGAGAUAAACCGAUCUGGCAGUCUGAUAGCACAGUGGAACAAUGAACGACCGUCCAGUAGCCAGAGCCGUAAUAGUUCUGUGUUGACAAUAAGAAACAGUUUAAAUGCUGCCUUGGUCAGUGACAGUAUAGAAAUAAUGUCAGUAGGAAGUGAGAGUGUGGCUUCCACGCCCCGCCCUCCCAGCGGUGAAAAACCAACUAAUAUGUCCCACAGGGCAAGAAUGGAGAAAAAUAUCAUCCAGUCAUCCUGAAUGUGCUAGGCAUUUUUAUGAUUUUUUCACCAUGUUUUUGACAGGGAAUUUCCGUCCUCUAUUGUUUGUAUUUAUUAAAUAUUUUCAAGUAUUA